Messenger RNA from Solanum verrucosum, 426 nucleotides. RefSeq lists its product as uncharacterized. Lineage: Eukaryota; Viridiplantae; Streptophyta; Magnoliopsida; Solanales; Solanaceae. The record is from RefSeq and is a predicted model, not a curated record. The transcript has 2 exons. Bases 1 to 426 code for a protein of 141 amino acids.
AUGGCUGACCGUUCUAUCAAACAUCUUGUAGGGAUACUUUACGACAUCUUGGUGAAGGUUGAUAGGUUCAUUUUCCCAGCCAAUUUUGUCAUUCUUGGUUAUGAAAUAGAUGCUGAAAUUCCCAUUGUUUUUGGAAGACCAUUUGUAGCAAAAAGAAGAGUUUUGGUAGAUGUUAAAAGCGGAGAUUUGAAGUUUCGGGUGAACGAAGAUGAAGUAACCUUCAAUGUUUGUUAUGAAGAAGUAGUAGAUGUUCUUUCAAGCUUUCGAGGGUAUUCAAAGAUUCCAUUGACAUUGGAGAUUGAUUUGAAAAAUAGAGAGAAUCCUCCCGCAAAGCCACCAACAGAAGACCCACCAAGUCUGGAAUUAAAAACACUUCCCCUCAUCUCCGAUAUGCUUUCUUUCGGGCAAAUAACACCCUACCGGUAA